This is a messenger RNA of Coffea eugenioides, 2262 nucleotides long. RefSeq names its product COBRA-like protein 10. Gene Ontology annotation, biological process: cellulose microfibril organization. Gene Ontology annotation, cellular component: membrane. The record is from RefSeq and is a predicted model, not a curated record. NCBI's taxonomy places the organism in Eukaryota, Viridiplantae, Streptophyta, Magnoliopsida, Gentianales, Rubiaceae. The transcript has 3 exons. Bases 1 to 2031 code for a protein of 676 amino acids.
AUGAGAAGCAAAGGAAUGAAAAUAACAUGGAAUGUAGUGGUGGCUUACCUUGUCCUCAUCCUUUUUUAUCAUGGUCUGGUGAUAUGUGAGGCCCAAGAUGGUCUUGGCCUUGGCCUCGGGGGUGACAGUAGUGGCGAUGGCGAUGGCGAUGGUGUUGCAGCACCACCGCCACCAGGACUGGAUUCCUGCAAUGGUGUCUAUCUCUCAUAUUCUUUUGACGGACGAGAGAAGAUAUAUCCACACGUGAAAAAUGCAUCAGCGCAGGCAUAUUCAUUCACGAGUAUUUUAAGUUUGAUUAAUACAGGAUCGGUUGAGCUCAAAGCAUGGCAGGUUAAGGUUGGUUUUCAGUAUAAUGAGCUAUUGGUUUCGACUGAUGGGGGAGUUCUCGUUGGCGAGUCCGAGAUGCCUGUUUCAGUGGGAAAAAAUGGCACGAUUUUUGCAGGGUAUCCAAUGACAGAUCUAAAGACAGCCAUUGAGACUGCUGGGGAUACGACUCAGAUUCAGGUUCAGGUGCAAAUCAAGGGAACAAUGUUUGGGUUGAAGAAGGGUACUCCUAUGCCCAAGAACAUUAAAUUGUUAAAUGAUGGCUAUAAGUGUCCUCCUGCAAAACGCCAAGGAAGUUACAUGAGUGUAUGUUGCAUGAGGGAUCCGAAAUUCAAAGUAAAGAUUAUCAAAACCAGAUUUUCGCCUCGCCAAUACGGUGACCUUAAUAUGGUAUACGAUGUUCUUCAAGCCUAUCAAAACAAGUACUUCGCACAAGUCACUAUCGACAACAACAGUCCGCUUGGUCGUCUGGAUCACUGGAACUUGACUUGGAAUUGGAUGAAAAAUGAGUUCAUAUACUCGAUGAAGGGAGCUUACACGCACAAGAGGGACCCUUAUGAUUGUAUUUAUGGCCCCCAAGGACAAUAUUAUCAGGAUUUCGACUUCAGCACUGUCAUGAGCUGCAGUAGUAGGCCGAUCAUUUCUGAUUUACCUCGUGAGAAGAAGGAUGAUGAUAAGGUUGGUAAGUUGCCAUAUUGCUGCAAAAAUGGGACUCUUUUGCCAUCGGUUAUGAAUGAGACGGAGUCAAGAGCCAUUUUCCAACUUGAGGUCUUCAAGCUUCCACCUGAUAUUCAGAACAAAACUUCAAUCACCCCACCCCAGAAUUGGAAUAUCACUGGUGUUCUAAAUCCAACUUACAAAUGUGGCCCCCCAGUCAGGGUAGAUCCCACAGAAUUCCCAGACCCUAGUGGACUUGAUUCAACUACAGCAGCAAUUGCAAGUUGGCAAGUAACUUGCAAUAUUACUCGCCCCAAGACUAAGGCAGCUAAGUGCUGUGUUUCUUACUCUGCUUACUAUGCUGACUCCGUUAUUCCAUGCAACACCUGCGCUUGUGGAUGUGGAGAAACAUCUCGCUGUGAUGCAAAUGCGCAGGCGUUGACUCUCCCUCCUGAAGCCUUACUUGUACCUUUCACUAACCGAACAGCCACGGCAAAAGCUUGGGCUCAUUUAAAGAAGCACAAGUUGCCGUUAAAAUUGCCUUGUCCAGAUAAUUGUGGCGUGAGCAUAAACUGGCAUAUUGAUUCAGAUUACAACACUGGGUUUGCGGCAAGAAUGACCCUCUUCAAUUGGGGGGAAAAUAUCUUCGCAAAUUGGUUCGCGGCCAUCCAAAUGAAGAAAGCUUACCCUGGUUACGAAAAGGUUUAUUCCUUCAAUGGCACGAAACUACCUGACCUCAAUGACAUCAUAUUCAUGCAGGGCUUACCUGGAUUGAACUACUUAGUGGGAGAGGUGAAUGGAACUCACCCGACUAGCCCAAGAGUACCCGGAAAACAGCAAUCAGUGAUUUCAUUCUCCAAGAAACACACACCUCACCUUAAUAUAGCUGCUGGUGAUGGAUUCCCUACAAAAGUAAUAUUCAAUGGUGAAGAAUGUGCUCUUCCGACAAGAUUACCGCAAAGAUCAGAUGGAAAGCGUAGAUCUACACUAAGCUUUUUGCCAGCCAUUUUCAUUGCGAUCAUAACAUUCCUGCUAUUGGCUGAUCUCUGAUCGCUCAUGCUGAAGCAACUAUACAGUUUCCCUAGCAAUGUUGCUCCAAUACAGUAGAGGGUAUUAGAAGCAAUGAUGUGGGCUUGGUAGGAUGCGAUGCCUGAAGAAGAAUUUUUAUCCAACUAUAGCAGAUGAAGAAGAUGAAGGUGUAACAAGUUUAGACAGAAAAUCUCAAAUUGUUACUGAAUGCUUGACGAUUAUACUGCUGCUAGCUAUUGUAUACAAACAUGG